AUCAGCUGGGGGUGGGGGAGCCUGGAGGGUGUGUAUGGAGGAAAUCAGCCAGUCAGCCAGCCAGCCAGCUGCCCUGCCUGACAGCCAGAUAUCGGCUCCCCAGCAUCAGGGGACCAAUUCAAACCCAGAGAUCAUCCCUGAAGGCUAGAAGGAACCAGGGAAAAUGGGUGAGAGGGGGCUGGGGGCUCGGAAGAUACAAAGCCGCUUAGCAGAGGCUAGCCACCCCCUCUCCUGAUUCCUACCCAGACGCCCACCCCCAAUCUGGCUUUUUUCCUGCUAUUUUUAUUUUUAUUUUUACUCUGGAAAAGCCAGUGCCCAUUUCCCAAGAGGGACAGACAGCCGUUAUUUAGGUGGAUGAGCAAAGGGAGGCCAGAGGAUUUGUGUGUGAUCUCCCCCCAUCCCUCCCUGCGAUCUACUACCCAAGACACACGGCUGUCCAGGGCUCUGAAGCUUCCCAGAAGGAGAAAAAAUAGAAAUCAGAGUAGUUUGGGAAGAUUUCAGGAAAGAGCAUGGGACUUGAGCUACGCCUUAAUGGAUGCAUCAGAUUUGGGUGAUCAGAGAGAAGGGAGGCCUCUGUGAGUGAUCCUGUCCCCAGAUCCCAGCUGCAUGGAACGGCUGCAGAAGGCCCUUUCCCCAGACCUCUGUUCACCCAUGUCUCCCACUUCCCAGCAACCGCUCACCUCCCCUGGGAGCGUGAGCUCCUCCCGAGACUCCAGUGUGCCUGGCUCUCCCUGCAGCAUUGUGGCCAAGAUGGAUAAUCAGGUGCUGGGGUAUAAGGACCUGGCUGCCAUCCCCAAGGACAAGGCCAUCCUGGACAUCGAAAGACCAGACUUGAUGAUCUAUGAACCACACUUUACCUACUCCCUCCUGGAUCAUGUAGAGCUGCCUCGAAGCAGAGAGCGCUCUCUGUCACCCAAAUCUACAUCUCCCCCACCAUCCCCUGAGGUGGUCUGGCCAGAAAGCAGGUCACCAGGGACUGUGUCUCAGACCCCUGCACCCAGGACUAGUGGGACCCCCCGGAGCAGCCUGCCUCAUUUCCACCGACCUGAGACCACUCGUGCUGAGUUUAACAUUUACAAGAAACCACCCAUCUAUAAACAGAGAGAGUCUGUGGGAACAAGUCCACAGAGCAAGCACCACAUUGAGGACCUCAUCAUCGAGUCAUCCAAGUUCCCAGCAGCUCAGCCCCCCGACCCCAAUCAACCAGCUAAGAUUGAAACUGACUACUGGCCAUGUCCACCAUCUCUGGCUGUUGUGGAGACAGAAUGGAGGAAGCGGAAGGCAUCUCGGAGAGGAGCAGAAGAGGAGGAGGAGGAGGAAGAUGAUGACUCAGGGGAAGACAUCAAGGCUUUAAGGGAGCGACAGAAAGAGGAACUCAGUAAGGUCACCUCCAACUUGGGGAAGAUGAUCCUGAAGGAGGAGAUGGAAAAGUCCUUACCCAUUCGUAGGAAAACCCGCUCCCUGCCUGACCGAACACCCUUUCAUACUUCCUUGCACGCGGGAACAUCCAAAUCUUCCUCACUCCCAGCCUAUGGCCGGACCACUCUCAGCCGGCUACAGUCCACAGAGUUCAGUCCAUCAGGGAGUGAAGCAGGAAGUCCAGGCCUUCAGAAUGGAGAGGGCCAGAGGGGGAGGAUGGAUCGGGGAAACUCCCUACCUUGUGUGCUGGAGCAGAAGCAGAUUUAUCCUUAUGAGAUGCUGGUGGUGACCAACAAGGGACGUUCCAAGCUGCCUCCAGGGGUGGACAGGAUGAGGCUUGAGAGACAUCUAUCAGCGGAAGAUUUCUCACGAGUAUUUGCCAUGUCUCCUGAGGAAUUUGGCAAGCUGGCUCUUUGGAAACGCAAUGAACUCAAGAAGAAGGCCUCCCUCUUCUGACUGCCCUCCCCCUCUCUUUGACCCAGCCCCAAACACCUGCUUCAGGGUUUUGGACAUAGGAGUUGUGGGAUCCCAAAGUAUCUUCUUCCCCUGCUGACUAGGAGCCACCACUUCUUAGGGAAGUGGAGGGGGAGGGGGGAUGAAUAAGAGGUAGACAUGGUACCCUAGAGCAGAGAAGAAGAAGAAGGGUAAAACUAAGACCUCCAUGAGUCACGGGCCUAGGAACCAGAGACUUUCUCUCAACUGGUAAUGGUUCUAGGUUGACCCUACCUCCUUUCAUCACUCCUACUUUCCCACCAUAUAAAGCAGACCUAGGCUAUAACCUGGUACAAAAAGGGUUUAUGUUUGCCCUGUUUGAGGGCCCAAACCCCACUCCCACCCCCAUAUCUGGGUAUUAAAGGCUUAACAUUUGCCCAAAUCAGGUACUAAGAAGUGGGCUAACAAAAGACAGGAGGAUGAGAGAUGAAAGAAGUGAGAAGGCAGGAGGCAAACUCUGAUAAUUCCAGGAUUCUUAAUGUGGUGUCUACAAGCUCUCUCCAGACUGCUAGUUCUCUUUCCCCUGGGACUCCCUUAGAGGCUGCUGGAGUCCUAACCCCAAGCUGAGGAGCUUUCUUCUAGCUCAGUCUAUUUCUUUCCCCAUUACCCCAAGCUCUGGAGUCUCUUAUUACAGCCCUUUGGCUUCCCUGAUGCCCCUGGUUAGCUGGGGAAAUUUCUGAACACAACCUCUCACUUCAUCAACAGCCUCAAGUCAGAAACUGAUAGAAUUCUGGUUUCCAUCGCCAACCCAGCGACUGAGGACAAGCUCCAGGGAAGCUUCCAAAUGUCCCUGUUCCCAGGCCUCUUACAGCUACCCACCCAUCCCACAUUAAGCUCUUAAAAGAAUGUAAUUUAUUGGGGCACCCGCUAGCUGCUCUCCCCACCUAAUCCACCACCUCCCCCAUCCUCAUGACCACUCUACACAACACUCCUGGCUUUUCAUCUCUACAAAUAUAUAUAUGUAUAUAUAUAUUUUUUUCUUCUCGAGCUUGGGCUCUCUCUCUCCCCAGGCUGUGGCCUGCUUGACCACUCUGUACAUGAUAAUGCUGGGGAUGGUGGAAGGAGAGAGGGAGAGGGAACUCUGAUUGAAAUUAAAUGACUGGAUCAGGC
Messenger RNA from Sarcophilus harrisii (Tasmanian devil), 3021 nucleotides. RefSeq names its product dematin actin binding protein (gene DMTN). The coding region runs from base 607 to 1875 and encodes 422 amino acids. The record is from RefSeq and is a predicted model, not a curated record. Gene Ontology annotation, cellular component: actin cytoskeleton; plasma membrane. NCBI's taxonomy places the organism in Eukaryota, Metazoa, Chordata, Mammalia, Dasyuromorphia, Dasyuridae. The transcript is spliced from 17 exons. Gene Ontology annotation, molecular function: actin filament binding. Gene Ontology annotation, biological process: lamellipodium assembly; actin filament bundle assembly; cytoskeleton organization.